AUGAAGAAUAACUGGACCAACUCGGUCUUCGAGGGGUAUCUAUCGAAGCAGUCCGGGAUCAUGAAAAGUUGGAAAAGGAAAUGGGUCCGUUUAACAAAGACGGACAUUUUUGUCUUCGACAACCCGACUAAGACUUCGCCCAUUCUGACUAUCCCUCUCAAGCGGACAGUAGUCUCCCUAUUGACUUCAAUGGGAGAUUCGUACAUAAAAGUCGACUCCAAACAACUCCAAAAGCAAUAUAUCUUUAACGCUCCAUGUAAAGACCAAGCCGAGCGUUGGGUCACUGCAAUCAACAAUACUAUCGAUUCUUCCUUGACACGGCCUGAUGGGAUGAAACAAGUUGUUCAUGUCGACUUCGAUGCAAAUCUUGGGUACAUUGGUCUUCCAGAAGGGUGGGAGAAGUACUUAACCGACGGUGGUAUUACUAUGGAAGAUUACAACAAAAACAGAGAAGUCGUGAAGGAUGUCUUGAACUUUACAAUACAGAACACGUCCACUGGGAAAGACAAAAACCUUCCGCCCCCAUCGACCGAAAUUAAACAACCAAAGGCAAUGGUCGACCCACUUCCGGAAGACGUCGAAAAGGUCACUUUGAAGGAAGUCACCAACGAACAAGACCCCCGUGACUUCUACUCCGACUUUGAGAAGAUUGGUGAAGGUGCUUCUGGUGAAGUCUUCUCUGCGAAGAGAAAAGCGGACGGCAUUGUAGUUGCUUUGAAACAGAUGGAAGUCAACCAAGACAACGAGAAGCUGAUUGCGACAGAAAUAUCGUUGAUGAAAGGAUGUAAACACCCCAACGUCGUCACUUUCUAUGAGGCGUUUUACUUGCCUGCUAAAAAGUUGAUGUGGAUGUCGAUGGAAUUCAUGGACGGGGGAUGCUUGACGGAUAUAUUAGAGAACCACGACACCAUUCAAAUGGGCGAAACUCAUAUCGCCUUUGUCUGCAGAGAAACAUUACAAGCACUUAACUUCAUUCACAACUUGAAUUGCAUUCACAGAGAUAUCAAGUCGGACAAUAUGUUGUUAACUAACGACGGGAAGGUCAAACUGGCUGAUUUCGGAUACGCCGCUCAACUCAAUCAAAAACAAAAGAACAGAAGUACUGUUGUUGGUACUCCAUAUUGGAUGGCUCCAGAGUUAAUCCGUGGGCAUGACUAUGGAGUGAAAAUCGAUAUUUGGUCACUUGGGAUUAUGGUCAUGGAAAUGGCAGAAGGAGAUCCUCCUUAUAUGGAAUUCCCACCACUCAGAGCGUUGUUCUUGAUCACAACAAAAGGUAUCCCACCAUUGAAAAACGCAGACAAAUGGAGUCGUGAGAUGAACAACUUUGUCGGAAGUUGUUUGGAGACUAUUCCGGAAAAUAGAGCAACUUCAGACCAACUCCUUGGACACCCAUUCCUUAAAUCAGCAUGCCAAACGCAAGAAUUUGCACAACUCAUCGCUGAUGUUGCAAAAAUUUCUUAA
Messenger RNA from Entamoeba invadens IP1, 1461 nucleotides. Its product is annotated as serine/threonine protein kinase PAK, putative. Gene Ontology annotation, cellular component: cytoplasm. Gene Ontology annotation, biological process: intracellular signal transduction; protein phosphorylation; regulation of MAPK cascade. NCBI's taxonomy places the organism in Eukaryota, Evosea, Mastigamoebida, Endamoebidae. Gene Ontology annotation, molecular function: ATP binding; protein serine/threonine kinase activity. The record is from RefSeq and is a predicted model, not a curated record. Bases 1 to 1461 code for a protein of 486 amino acids. The transcript is spliced from 2 exons.